GUUUUCUUUUCCCCCUUUUCCUCCGUCCAUCGCCUCUGCUCCCCCACUCCCCCCGUCCCGUCCACCCACCCCGCGGGCCCGAAAACCCUAGCCAGCCGCCGGCGGCGAAGCGGGCGCACCGGCGGCGGCGACGAUGAGCGGCGGAGGCCCGCCCAGGAAGCGCAACUUCAAGAUCGAGAUGUUCAAGCACCGGGUGGAGCUCGACCCCAAGUACGCGGAGCGGACAUGGAAGGUCCUCGAGCACGCCAUCCACGAGAUCUACAACCACAACGCCAGCGGCCUCUCCUUCGAGGAGCUCUACAGGAGUGCUUACAACAUGGUGCUUCACAAGUAUGGCGAGAAGCUCUAUAAUGGCCUUGAGAGCACUAUGACAUGGCGAUUGAAGGAAAUAUCAAAAUCAAUAGAGGCUGCACAGGGUGGUUUGUUUUUGGAAGAGCUGAAUGCGAAGUGGAUGGAUCACAACAAGGCAUUGCAGAUGAUCCGGGAUAUUCUAAUGUACAUGGAUCGGACUUAUGUCCCAACAUCCCAUAGGACACCUGUUCAUGAGCUUGGUCUGAAUUUGUGGAGGGAUCAUAUAAUUCACUACCCAAUGAUCCAUGGUCGGCUGCUUGACACCCUUCUAGAUCUUAUUCACAGAGAAAGAAUGGGUGAAGUGAUCAAUAGAGGCCUGAUGAGGAGCAUUACAAAGAUGUUAAUGGAUCUUGGUCCUGCUGUGUACCAAGAUGAUUUUGAGAAACCAUUUUUGGAAGUUUCCGCUAGCUUCUACAGUGGGGAAUCUCAAGAGUUCAUCGAGUGUUGUGAUUGUGGUAACUACCUUAAGAAGGCUGAGAGGCGGCUCAAUGAGGAAAUGGAGCGUGUCUCACACUACUUGGAUGCUGGCAGUGAGGCAAAGAUAACUAGCGUGGUGGAGAAAGAGAUGAUAGCCAAUCACAUGCAUAGAUUGGUCCACAUGGAAAACUCUGGCCUUGUUAACAUGCUUAUAGAUGACAAAUAUGAAGAUUUGGGUAGGAUGUACGCCUUAUUCCGAAGGGUUCCUGAUGGUCUAUCAACAAUCAGAGAUAUGAUGACUUCAUACCUGAGGGAAACAGGGAAGCACUUGGUGACAGAUCCGGAGAGAUUGAAAGACCCAGUGGAAUUUGUUCAGUGCUUGUUAAAUGAGAAGGAUAAGCAUGAUAAGAUCAUCAAUGUUGCUUUUGGCAAUGAUAAAACCUUCCAAAAUGCUCUGAAUUCAUCCUUUGAGUUCUUCAUCAACUUAAACAACAGGUCACCUGAAUUCAUAUCACUGUAUGUUGAUGACAAACUCCGGAAAGGACUGAAAGGGGCAACAGAAGAGGAUGUGGAGGGUAUACUGGACAAAGUCAUGAUGCUGUUUCGGUACCUUCAGGAGAAGGAUGUGUUUGAGAAGUACUAUAAGCAGCAUUUGGCAAAAAGGCUUCUGUCUGGCAAAACUGUUUCUGAUGAUGCUGAGAGGAGUAUGAUAGUCAAACUCAAGACGGAAUGUGGGUACCAGUUCACCUCCAAAUUAGAGGGCAUGUUCACUGACAUGAAGACAUCUCAGGACACCAUGCAGGAUUUCUAUGCCAAGAAAUCCGAAGAACUUGGUGAUGGCCCUACACUUGAUGUCCACAUCCUCACAACUGGCUCUUGGCCAACACAACCCAGCCCUCCCUGCAGCCUUCCACCUGAAAUCCUUGCAGUAUGUGAGAAAUUCCGUGGAUAUUAUCUUGGAACUCACAGUGGGCGGAGGUUAACAUGGCAAACAAAUAUGGGAACAGCUGAUAUAAAGGCCACGUUUGGGAAAAGCCAGAAGCAUGAGCUGAAUGUAUCCACUUACCAGAUGUGUGUUCUGAUGUUGUUUAACACCUCUGAUGGACUUAGCUACAAAGACAUCGAGCAAGCUACUGAGAUACCUUCCACAGACCUAAAGAGAUGUCUCCAGUCUCUUGCUUGUGUCAAGGGGAAGAAUGUUCUCCGUAAAGAGCCCAUGAGCAAGGACAUAUCAGAGGAUGACACAUUCUACUUCAAUGACAAGUUCACAAGCAAGCUUGUUAAGGUGAAGAUCGGGACCGUGGUGGCAGCAAAGGAAUCUGAGCCAGAGAAGCAGGAGACCCGCCAGCGAGUUGAGGAGGACAGGAAACCUCAGAUUGAGGCUGCCAUCGUCAGGAUCAUGAAAUCUAGGAGGGUCUUGGAUCAUAACAGUAUUGUAUCUGAGGUUACCAAGCAAUUGCAAGCACGGUUCUUGCCGAACCCUGUUAUCAUAAAGAAACGCAUAGAAUCUCUGAUCGAGCGCGAAUUCUUAGAGAGGGACAAAGCAGAUAGAAAAUUAUACCGCUAUCUUGCAUAAAAAGCCAGCAUGUGAAUGUUAAGAGAUAUUUCAUGAGCAGGUGGCUUCCUUGUAUUCCUGUAAACAUUUCCCCUUGUGCUUGAGUUCAGUUUUAUUUGUUGGGCACUGUCCACUGAAAUCAUAGCAGUUGUUGAAUUUGGUUAUCAACGGAUUGAAAUGGAGACUUUACCCAAUCA
Triticum dicoccoides is the source of this 2520-nucleotide messenger RNA. Its product is annotated as cullin-3A-like. NCBI's taxonomy places the organism in Eukaryota, Viridiplantae, Streptophyta, Magnoliopsida, Poales, Poaceae. The transcript is spliced from 2 exons. The record is from RefSeq and is a predicted model, not a curated record. Gene Ontology annotation, molecular function: ubiquitin protein ligase binding. Bases 134 to 2344 code for a protein of 736 amino acids. Gene Ontology annotation, biological process: ubiquitin-dependent protein catabolic process.